Messenger RNA from Aspergillus novofumigatus IBT 16806, 370 nucleotides. RefSeq lists its product as uncharacterized. Bases 120 to 335 code for a protein of 71 amino acids. The transcript has 3 exons. The record is from RefSeq and is a predicted model, not a curated record. Lineage: Eukaryota; Fungi; Ascomycota; Eurotiomycetes; Eurotiales; Aspergillaceae.
AGCCAGUCGAGCCUAAAUUGACCGUCUAUCCACUUUCAGGUGCAUCACAGUAUGCUUGCAAACACCCCCUUGCAUAAGAAUCGACUAUUGCCUAGAAUCUCGCUUGUCUGAUAGCUCAUAUGCCGCAUGCGGUAGGGAUAUUGGCUGUCAUUGCCAUAAUGGAAUCACCUCUAGCUGGACCACCGGAUCAUAAUGGGCCGCAUAAUACUCGAUAUAAAAAUCAUGCUUCAAAUGGGAUAUCCAGGAGCCCUUCACUCCAUGUUUGUUCAAAGGGUCAUCUCUCGAGGCAUACCGGUCUACUGGAUCCUCUCAAGGAAGAGAGGAUUGAUGAAUGAUGAUGAUAUUUCGACCAUAUACCAGCCUGAAUCCC